AUGGCCGAUUUGAAACAUCUUUUAAGGCAUCGCCUUUGGAAAGAACAUGUAGUGGAUUUAAAGACGGACAAAGUGUUUUGCUCUCAAUGGCUCAAUGAUAGGCAAGUUGUGUUUGGUACUAAGUGCAAUAAAUUAAUGUUGUAUGAUACUACGAGGCAAGUGUUGGAUCAGAUCCCAUUACUAAAUGGUAGGUUAAAUGCAUCUGCCGGAUUUGGAUAUACUGCAGAAACUCAAAUAGGCAUAGGCUCUGCUCAGAUAAAUCCUUUCAGAACACUUUUAGCUACUAGAGGAAAAAAUAGCACAGAACUAGCUAUUUACAAAUUGCCUUCACUAGAUCCUUUUUGUGUCGGAGAACAAGGGCACAAAGACUGGAUUAUUGGCCCGUGUUGGUUGGAUGACGAAUUUUUAGUUUCGGCUUCAAAUGAUUCAAAAAUGACUUUGUGGAAAAUUAAAAGAGAUUCGUCUGAUGGAACAUCUGAGAAAAGGGGUGUAUCAACGCACAGAUUCAGAUAUAGAAGGGUAUACACCCCGGGUACACCCCCAAAAAGAGAUAUGGAGGGAAAGUCUCAACCUACUAACUCACAAAUGGAGUGGAGAAUGGAUAAUCUGGAGAAUGCUCUCGAGAGACACUCCGAUAUACUCGACAAUCAUGCUGAAAUAAUCAGAGAUCAAACAGUAGCCAUACUCGAUAUGAAGGAAAAUAUUGACAACCUAAACACCGUCAUACAGAAACUCACAGAACAAAUAGGAAAAUUAACUUGA
Molecule: messenger RNA, 762 nt
Organism: Nasonia vitripennis (jewel wasp)
Lineage: Eukaryota; Metazoa; Arthropoda; Insecta; Hymenoptera; Pteromalidae
Product: DDB1- and CUL4-associated factor 12-like
Exons: 3
Coding region: 1-762 (253 amino acids)
Molecular function (GO): protein binding
Source: RefSeq, a predicted model, not a curated record